AUGCCAAAGGUCAUGUUUCAAAUGAAGCCAAGCAUCCGUACUUGGCAGCACUUUCCAGCCAUACUGCCCAUAGCUUCCAGCUGUUGCACUGAAGUUUCACAUCAUAUUUCCAGAAGGCUUCUGGAAAGAGUGAAUUUUUGUCGCAUCCAGAGAGCUGAUGGGGACUGUGAUUUGACUGCUGUCAUCCUUCAUAUUAAACGCAGAAGGAUCUGUGUCAGCCCACACAACCGUAUUUUGGAGCAGUGGAUGAGAGCAUCCGCAGUGAAGAAAAAUGGCCAAGGUAACAUUUGCCAUAAGAAGAAACACGAUAGCAAGAGGAACAGUAAGGGGUACACCAGGGGAACGUAUGAAGUACCCGGCCAUAAACCUCCUCGUUAGAAUCCACUCGUGAAUCCAGAGAUCAUUCCUCAAGUGAACUCAGCCAUAGUUGGUGAAAACUUUGUCAUCUGAAUCUUCCUCAUUGACAGUCCACAGUAUUGGCUUUUAAAAUGAAGAAUUACAUCUAAGGAUGUAAACUCAGUGCUAAAGCACUUCUGUAGCACAGGCAAAGCCCUGGGUUCAACCACUAGCAAACAAAAAUUUGCACAAUGUGCAAAUAUAGCGAAUAGUACUUAACUAAAAAUGAAAUGAAAAUAUAAAACUCAUCUUCAUAUAAUUUUUAAAGGAUAGUGUAGCUAUAAUUCCACCACGUUUUUUAUUAUGAAGUUUUUCAGUCCUGCAGAGAAGCUGAAGGAGCGAUAAAAGAACAGCCUACACACCUGUCAUCUAAUCACUGUUAAUAGUUUUUAUAUCUCUUCUCUGUUUGUAUAAAUGUGUUAUAUAUACAUAUUAAUAACCUGUUCACUAAACCAUUUGAAAUGAAGUUGCAAGCAUCAUGAUA
This is a messenger RNA of Nannospalax galili (Upper Galilee mountains blind mole rat), 880 nucleotides long. RefSeq names its product C-C motif chemokine ligand 28 (gene Ccl28). NCBI's taxonomy places the organism in Eukaryota, Metazoa, Chordata, Mammalia, Rodentia, Spalacidae. Gene Ontology annotation, biological process: positive regulation of cell-matrix adhesion; cell chemotaxis; immune response. The transcript is spliced from 3 exons. The coding region runs from base 1 to 378 and encodes 125 amino acids. Gene Ontology annotation, cellular component: extracellular region. Gene Ontology annotation, molecular function: chemokine activity. The record is from RefSeq and is a predicted model, not a curated record.